Messenger RNA from Tripterygium wilfordii, 2000 nucleotides. RefSeq names its product auxin-responsive protein IAA26-like. The transcript has 6 exons. Gene Ontology annotation, cellular component: nucleus. Bases 617 to 1663 code for a protein of 348 amino acids. The record is from RefSeq and is a predicted model, not a curated record. Gene Ontology annotation, biological process: regulation of DNA-templated transcription. NCBI's taxonomy places the organism in Eukaryota, Viridiplantae, Streptophyta, Magnoliopsida, Celastrales, Celastraceae. Gene Ontology annotation, molecular function: protein binding.
UUAUUUAGGUUGGGGUUGCGUGUGUUAUUUAUGCUCUGAAUUCUGAAUUCUCUCUGGUUCCUGUUUUUGGGGUCCAGAUUUAACAGGAAUCUUCUUUCAGGGUUUUUGUUCGCUUUUACACCCAUCUUGGUAAUCCUAGUUCCUAAAUCUCGCAUUUUUUCAAUUCUACCCCCACUGUCUUUUGUCCCCCUCAUCUUAUAAACAAGUCCAAGUCUCUCCUUACAGAGAACCCGCUAAGCUUGCUUAAAAACAGUACAAAAGCAAGACUGCAAGAUACAUCUGUUGUAUGCCUUUUGCUUUUGUGGGUUGGGAGUUUUAUUUCCUUUAGAGGUGUUCAUUCAUCUAUUGUGGCCGGGUUUCUGUUUCUUUUAUGCGUUGAAGAUUUUUGUGGUGGAAAGCUUUCGUGUUGUCUUAGUUUCUGGAUUCCCGUGUUCUAGUGAAGAUCUCAAGUUUAACACAAUUUUCAAUCUGGGUUUUUUAUUUGGAAUCUGUGUGGACUCUUAUUGACGAUUUAGAGAUGUGGCUGUUCAAGAUUUGUACUUCGGUUGAGGAUUUGAAGGUAUAGAAAGCAAAAUCAGAAAAUCAUCAUCAUUGUUGUUUCAACUGUCAAGUAGAAAUGGAUAGUUGUUCGAAGAAUGCUAAGGCUUGUCCUAAUUUGCUAGAUUUGAUUCCCAAAGAGAGAGAGUGGCUUGUGAAGAGAGAUGAAGAGCGAGUCCAUGGGUCCUCUGUGGAGAAAAAUCUUGAACUAAAGCUUGGUCCACCAGGUGUUCAAGACUGGUCCAUGAAGAAUUCCUCCAGAAACAACAACAAAGAAAGAGAUAAUGAAAAGUCUAUUAACCUCUCUCUUGGCUACUUCUCUUCCAUGACUAGCAGCACCAACAACGGGAACCUAACACAAAAGCUCUCUUCUUCUGAAAAUUUGUCAUCUCCAUGGUCUACAAAGGGUUCUUCUUUUCUUCAGUUUCCAUCUACAACCCAUCAAAGUUUGCCUGUCAUGGCAAAGGAAUCCUCACAACCCUGUUGCACCAGAGUAGUAAACUUGCAGUCUGCAGAAAAUAAGGCGUUUUCACCAUCACCUGCAAAUACUGCUGUGCCCAACAGCUCCCAGAAAAGAACUGCCCCUGGUCCAGUUGUGGGUUGGCCUCCAAUCCGUUCAUUUAGGAAAAAUCUGGCAAGUAGCAGUUCUUCUAAAGCAUCUCCUGAACCUCAAAAUGGUGUCUCAAACAAGAAGAUUGCUUGUGAAAAACAAGUUGAAAAUUGCAAUAAAGGUUUGUUUGUGAAGAUUAACAUGGAUGGAAUCCCAAUUGGAAGGAAAGUGGAUCUAAAAGCCCAUGACAGUUAUGAAAAACUUUCAAAAGCUGUUGAUGAACUCUUUAGAGAUCUUCUUGCAGCUCAAAAAGAUUCCUCUGCUGGUGGAACAAUGAACACUGAAGAGGAAGAGAAACCAAUUACUGGUGUAUUGGAUGGAAGUGGCGAAUAUACUCUUGUUUACGAGGAUAAUGAAGGAGACAGGAUGCUUGUUGGGGAUGUCCCAUGGCAUAUGUUUGUAUGCACGGUGAAGAGGCUGCGUGUUUUGAAGAGUUCCGACGUCUCUGCCUUAAGCCUUGCAAGUGGAAAGCUAGACAGGACUAAACUGGACUCAGCGACAUUGAAAGGAAAAUGAGAACUUUUGCCUUGACAUGAAGUUUGAAGGAAAAGAGUUUGUGGUCUAUUUUGAAUUUUGGUUUUGAUUAGUAUUAUGAAUCAAGUUGCACUGGAAGUACAUAUUAAUUGUGGAAAGCCUGUGUACUCUCUUCUCUCUUCUUUUUUUGCCAAUUUUGAAUUCUAGUUUAUUUUGACAUGCUCUUUUCACCUCAAAUGUAGUUUGAAGCAAUGCUUAAAGCAAUAAUCUUAUGCCUUUUGACAUGUAAUACUCUCUGUUUAGCAGGACAAACCCAUCUUUAAUUGUAUAAAGCCAUAUAUACAAGUAAAAGUACAGUGGGGUUGUUUUUGUUGUAAAA